This is a messenger RNA of Uranotaenia lowii, 1656 nucleotides long. RefSeq lists its product as uncharacterized. Gene Ontology annotation, biological process: DNA integration. The record is from RefSeq and is a predicted model, not a curated record. Bases 1 to 1656 code for a protein of 551 amino acids. Gene Ontology annotation, molecular function: nucleic acid binding. The transcript has a single exon. Lineage: Eukaryota; Metazoa; Arthropoda; Insecta; Diptera; Culicidae.
AUGUCUUGGGACGAUGAGUUACCAAUGGCCAUUGCGAACGAGUGGAAAGAAGUGAAGAACAAUCUCAACCAACUAGAGAAGAUCCGCAUCCCACGAUACACCGGCGAAAUGUGUGAUAAAGUGCAACUUCAUGGAUUCUCCGACGCAUCCGAGCAGGCGUAUGCAGCUGUUGUCUACCUCAGGGUUCUGGAUGCUGCAGGCCAUGCCAGAGUUACUCUGAUGGCGGCGAAAUCUCGUGUCGCUCCCAUCAAACAAAUUUCGUUGCCGAGGUUGGAGCUGAAUGGAGCACUGUUACUUGCCGAGCUUAUGGCAAAGGUAACAACUGCUCUGGCGUACCCUGAACCCGAAACCUGGGCGUGGACCGAUUCUACUAUCGUACUGAAUUGGCUUUCUGCGCAUCCUCGCAAAUGGAACACGUUCGUGGCCAAUCGAACGUCGGCUAUACUUGAAACUCUACCGAGGAGCUGUUGGAACCACGUGAAAAGCAAGGACAAUCCGGCGGAUUGCCUUUCUCGUGGUUUAAGUCCUGCUGAAUUCAUCGAUCAUCCUCUGUGGUUCAGGGGACCGCAGUGGCUAAGCGAGGACUCGGCGAGCUGGGUGCUGAGCGCACCACCGACCCUCGAAGGAGAUUUGCCGGAGGCAAAACCAGUGAAAUCACUGCAUCUUGUUGCGAUACAUCACCGAGAUAAUUACGACGUCGAGGAGGAACUACUGGAAAGGCGUUCUAGUUUUACGUUGAUUGUUCGAACAUUGGCGUACAUGAAUCGUUGGGCUCACCACUCCGUAUCCAAGGACGAGCGACACGGCGGGGAGUUGACACCUGUUGAGCUACAAGCAGCUACUUCCCAAUUGUGCCGGGCAAUCCAAAAUGACGUAUUCGGUCCAGAAAUUAAACGCCUACGAAAGGGUAAGUCGAUUAAACCAAAACAUAUCCUUGCCCCUCUUUAUCCCUUUCUGGACAAAUUUGGAACAAUGCGCGUCGGUGGAAGACUACAACAUUCCAAUCAACCCUAUGACGUUAAACACCCAAUAAUCUUGCCCCAAAACCAUCGUGGUACUGAACUACUGGUCCGUGAAUUACAUUUACGUAACUUACAUGCUGGUCCAACUCUAUUAACCUCCGUUGCGUAUCAGAAAUAUUGGAUAGUGGGUUGCCAAACCGUCGUUCGUCGUAUCGUCCAGGGUUGUAUUCGAUGUGUUCGUCUUAAGGGAAAAACUGCCAAUCAAUUAAUGGGCAAUCUUCCACCGUCAAGAGUUCUGGCCACCCGCCCAUUCUCACACGUCGGAGUAGAUUACGCCGGACCAAUCAAAUUGAAGGCACUAUGUGUGAGAGGUGUUAAGAUCACGAAAGGAUAUAUCGCCGUCUUUGUUUGUCUAUCAACAAGAGCUGUGCACGUCGAAGGAGCAAGUGAUCUGUCUACCAAUACUUUUCUAAGCACCCUAAAACGAUUCAUUUCACGGCGUGGUUAUCCAGUGGAAAUAUGUUCAGACCAAGGCACCAAUUUCGUCGGUGCGGAUCGCGCAUUGCGUGAAUUCUUGGACCAUCUACAAUCCAACUCGAAAGACGUCUCAAAAUUCCUUUCAAACAUCGGAAUCAAAUGGUCUUUAACCCGCCAUCCGCCCCACAUAUGGGAGGGAUUUGGGAAGCCGCGGUGA